AUGAAGGCUCUUGUGAUUGCCCUGCUGGCAGCAGUCCUGUGUGCCAAGCAAGCUUCCUCCUUGUUCUGUUACACAUGUGAGAACGAGCACUCCAACUGGAACUGCCUGAAAACCUACAAGUGUGAAGACCAUGAGAAGUACUGCACGACCACAUACAGCUCUGCUGGGUUUGGCAAGGACGUGGGACACCGCAUCACCAAGAAAUGCUCUGCAGACUGCCCCGAGACCAACUUGAACCUUGGGGUGGCAGCUUUUUCCACCAAAUGCUGCCAGACCUCCCUCUGUAACUUCAGUGGUGCCAACAGCAUAAAAAUCAGCUAUGCUGUGAUGUUGCUGGGGAUUGUGGCCAGUUUGGUGUGUGUGGUCAGGGCAGGAUUGUGA
This is a messenger RNA of Colius striatus (speckled mousebird), 381 nucleotides long. RefSeq names its product lymphocyte antigen 6E. The coding region runs from base 1 to 381 and encodes 126 amino acids. Gene Ontology annotation, molecular function: acetylcholine receptor inhibitor activity. Lineage: Eukaryota; Metazoa; Chordata; Aves; Coliiformes; Coliidae. The transcript is spliced from 3 exons. The record is from RefSeq and is a predicted model, not a curated record.